CUGGUGAUCAAUGGUCAGUAGUCGGUCACCACUGUUCAGUCAACGAUCACACUUGCAACCGGAGCAGCAACGGCAACAGAUCGCAAUUGCACGAGACACAGCUAAAAACGAUAUUCGUCAUAUUGUCGUCUGCAGCAACGACCUGUUAGCACGAUGAAGGGUUUGUUAUACGCAGUGUGCGCGAUCGGUCUGUGCGCUCACGCUUUUGCCGGCGAAGAGGCGAAGAAAGAUACAGCCAAGGUAGAACCAAAGGCAGCCGACUCCAGCAAAGGCAAGAGGCAUCUUUCGUCAUUCGGUUACGGUGGUUAUGAAUCUGAUGGCGGUUUCGAAUCGUACGGCAUCGGCAGCGCCGGCUACGGAUCCGGUUACGCCGUGCAGGGUUACGCCGCACACGACAUCGGUUACCACGGUCACGCCCAACUGUUGUCCAAGACCAUCGUCAAGGAAGUCGGACACCCGUACCCCGUGCCCGUUGAGAAGCACGUGCCAUACCCCGUAAAGGUUGCCGUGCCCGUCGACCGCCCUUACCCAGUGCACGUACCUCGCCCAUACCCAGUGCACGUUGAGAAACCAGUGCCAUACACCGUCAAAGUUCCCGUGCCACAGCCGUACGCAGUCUACAAGGAAGUGCCAUACCCAGUGAAGGUGCCCGUCGACAGGCCGUACGCCGUCCACGUGCCCAAGCCCUACCAGGUGGUCGUCGAGAAGCACGUCCCAUACCCAGUCGAGAAGCAAGUCCCAUACCCAGUCAAGGUGCCCGUUGACCGUCCAUACCCAGUCCACGUACCAGUCGAGAAGCACGUCCCAUACCCAGUCGAGAAACACGUACCAUACCCCGUCCACGUACCAGUCGACCGCCCGUACCCGGUGACAGUCGAGAAGCACGUCCCGUACACUGUUGACAGACCAGUACCAUACCCAGUCGAGAAGCACGUCCCAUACCCAGUCAAGGUUCCCGUCAAGGUCGAAGUACCAGUGCCAUACGAAGUGCCCAGCCACGACGAAUACCACGUCAGCAGCUACAGCUCUCCGUCGUACGGUAACUCGUACGGACCAUCCCACAGCACUUCGUACAGCCACUCUUACGGACCAUCCCACGGCGUCUCGUCCUACGGCGCAUCGUCAUACGGCUCAUCGUCCUACGGAUCGUCUCACGGCAGCUCGUACUAAUCAAAAGCUCCAGUCAUAGGUUAGGUUACCGUGUUUCGCCACGCUCGCGACCAAAGCCAUUAUUGCGACCGUCGGCGACAACACCACAUACGAAACAAUCAAAAUCUAGGUAUAUUUUUUUUAGUUAAGUGACAUCAAUCAACAUUUUACCAUCAGAAUAGUAGUAUAACACAUAUACAACAACAAUAUGUCAUUAUUUGUCUGUUAACAUAAUAGAUCUCAAAGUACAGAGUUGUGUAUCAACUUUUUGGGUCGUUGCAAUAAAAUAUAUGUUUUUUUGACUGCAAACGUUCAAUUUUAAUAUGUGUUUUUUUUUACGAAUUUCAUUGUAUAAAUAGUUUUUAAAUGUAUUUUAACAUCAAUCACAAUAUUAUAUAUUAUAUUAUAUUGUGAAGUCUUGGAAAUAAACUUGUUUUCGUGUA
Messenger RNA from Rhopalosiphum padi (bird cherry-oat aphid), 1592 nucleotides. RefSeq lists its product as uncharacterized. The record is from RefSeq and is a predicted model, not a curated record. Lineage: Eukaryota; Metazoa; Arthropoda; Insecta; Hemiptera; Aphididae. Bases 154 to 1170 code for a protein of 338 amino acids. The transcript has a single exon.